This is a messenger RNA of Mus pahari (shrew mouse), 1638 nucleotides long. Its product is annotated as acylcarnitine hydrolase-like. The record is from RefSeq and is a predicted model, not a curated record. NCBI's taxonomy places the organism in Eukaryota, Metazoa, Chordata, Mammalia, Rodentia, Muridae. Gene Ontology annotation, cellular component: intracellular membrane-bounded organelle. Gene Ontology annotation, molecular function: carboxylic ester hydrolase activity.
AUGGCCUGUGGUCUUCUGUUUCUCCUCCAUGUGCAAGGUGAAGACUCAGCCAGACCCAUCAGGACCACCCAUACAGGACAGGUUCGGGGCAGUCUUGUCCACUUGAAUGACACCAGAGUGGGUGUCCACGCGUGCCUGGGAAUUCCCUUUGCCAAGCCACCUCUAGGUCAGCUGAGGUUUGCACCCCCUCAACCUCCUGAACCAUGGGGCGACGUGAGGAAUGGGACCACCUACACUGGAAUAUGUCUACAGAAUUCUGAAACCGUGAGUGCAGCGAGUCUGGAGAUGAUGCAACUGAGCAUGCCUCCCAUCCCAAUGUCUGAGGACUGCCUGUAUCUCAACAUCUACACACCAGCUCAUGCCAGGGAGGGCUCUAACUUGCCUGUGAUGGUGUGGAUCCAUGGUGGUGAACUGGUUACAGGCAUGGCUUCCAUGUAUGAUGGGUCCACGCUGGCAGCCACUGAAGAUGUGGUGGUGGUCAAUACCCAGUACCGCCUGGGUAUCCUGGACUUCUAUAGCUCUGGAGAUGAACAGACCAGAGGCAACUGGGGAUACCUGGACCAAGUGGCUGCCCUAGGCUGGGUCCAGCAGAACAUCGCCUACUUUGGAGGCAACCCUGACCGGGUCACUGCUUUUGGUGCGUCAGCAAGGGACACAAGUGUGUCUUCACUUGUGGUAUCUCCCGUGUUCCAAGGACUUUUUCAUGGUGCCAUCAUGCAGAGUGGAGCAGCCCUGCUACCUGGCCUUAUCUCCAACACCUCUGAGGUGGUCUACACAACAGUGGCCACCUUAUCUGGUUGAGAGGCCAUGGACUCAGAGACCCUGGUACGCUGUCUGAGAGGCAAGAGUGAAGAGGAGAUUCUGGCUGUUAACGAGGUCUUCAAGAUGAUCCCUGCCGUGGUGGAUGGGGAGUUCCUACCCAAUCGCCCCCAAGAGGAGUUGACUUCUGUGGACUUUCACCCUGUCCCCAGCAUCAUUGGUGUCAACAGUGAUGAAUAUGAUUGGCUUCUCCCCUUGGUGAGGCACACAUCAAACUAUAAGGAAAUAACCAGAGAGACCCUGCAGUCUGUUCUGAAGAAUACAGCAACACAGAUGAUGCUGCCUCCUGAGUGCGGUGACCUGCUAAUGGAAGAGUACAUGGGGGACACUGAGGACACCCAGACCCUCCAAGCACAGUUCAGAGAGAUGAUGGGAGACUUCAUGUUCAUUAUCCCUACACUCCAAGUAGCACAUUUUCAGAGCUCCCAUGCCCCUGUCUACUUUUGUGAGUUCAAUCAUAAGGUCAAGAACCUCAAUGAUGUCAGACUACCCCUUGUAAAAGCUGACCAUGGCGAUGAGGUACCCUUUGUCUUUGGGAACUCCUUCUGGGGCAUGAAACUUGACCUCACUACAGAGGAGAAGCUGCUGAGCAGAAACAUCAUGAAGUACUGGGCCAACUUUACAUGGCAUGGGAACCCCAACAGCGUGGGUUUACCUCACUGGCCUGUGUUUGACCACGGUGAGCAGUACCUGAAGCUGGACACCCAACCUGCUGUGGGUCGAGCCCUGAAGGCCAGAAGGCAUCAGUUCUGGACCAAGACUCUGCCCCAGAAGAUCCAGGAGCUAAAGGGGUCUCAGGAAAAUCACAAAGAUCUGUAG